AUGACAGGCAUCAACUAUCGCAAAGUUACGGUGAUGAUUCGGGAAACAACUGCGAUCACAACGAAGUUGGAUGUUAAAACAGUGGACGAAUCCAAGUCAUGGAAGGACGAGAUCGCGCGGUACUUAAGAGAGGGAUCCUUGCCAGAUGAUCCCAUUCAGGCUAAAAGAAUAAAGUUCAAAGCAGUGUAUUUUACAUUGGUUUCAGAUCAAUUGUACAAAAGAACUGUUGAUGGACCAUUAUUGAAAUGCCUUGACGACGAGAAAUCUAAGAAUGUGAUGAAGGAGAUCCACGAAGGAAGUUGCGAAAAUCACUCUGGUGCGAGGUUACUGGCACAGAAGGUAAUUAGGCAAGGAUAUGUUUGCUCAAAAAUGACAAGAGAUACAAGGGAAUAUGUGAGGAAAUGUGAUAACUGCCAAAGGUACCCAUCUCUGAUACACUAA
Molecule: messenger RNA, 441 nt
Organism: Sesamum indicum (sesame)
Lineage: Eukaryota; Viridiplantae; Streptophyta; Magnoliopsida; Lamiales; Pedaliaceae
Molecular function (GO): nucleic acid binding
Source: RefSeq, a predicted model, not a curated record